Messenger RNA from Nematocida ausubeli, 828 nucleotides. RefSeq lists its product as uncharacterized. NCBI's taxonomy places the organism in Eukaryota, Fungi, Microsporidia. The transcript has a single exon. Bases 1 to 828 code for a protein of 275 amino acids. Gene Ontology annotation, molecular function: GTPase activator activity. Gene Ontology annotation, biological process: COPI coating of Golgi vesicle. The record is from RefSeq and is a predicted model, not a curated record.
AUGCCAUGCGCGAAAGAGACUAUGAGUUUGAAGCAAAUAAUUGCAAGCACGGAUGCAAAUUCAAAGUGUAUUGACUGCAAUAUGACCAGGCCGCAAUGGGCAUCCAUUACGUACGGGGUAUUUCUCUGCCUGAACUGUGCAGGCGUGCAUAGAUCAUACGGUGUAAAAGUGAGCAUGGUGAAAAGCCUGAGCAUGGACAUAUGGAAUGACUCAGAAAAGAAAAGAAUGGAGCUUGGGGGCAACAAAAACUUUUUUGAGUAUGUGCAGAAGAAUGGGCUAGAAGGUCUGCCAAAAAAAGAGCUAUACACAUCAAGCAAAAUGAAAACAUAUGUAGAUGCUCUGCAGAAAAGUGUUGAGGAAAUAUUCCCGCAGGCAAAGACAGCAAGUCCAUCAUCCCCAAAAGAAAGGAGGAAGAAAGUAGAAACAACUCCCUCCCCAUCCACAGUGAACGUGUGCUCUGGCUCUGGCAGCGGUAUAGAUGCUGAGGUCUCUCAGAGCAGCUACGUAAACAUGUACAACCAGGCAUCUACCAUGGCUAUGCCAGCACUGGGCAGCCUUCAGACAGGCAUAUCAGAGGUCUUUGGGAAGGCUGCCGAGUACUUCAGCUAUGCAUCUAGCACUAUUUCCGAGCAAAUCUCUGAGAAGGUCAUUACGCCUGCCUCAAGCAUGAUUAAAGAAAGGGGUGAACAGCUUUCUGAGUACAUUAAAGGAAAAGAUAAGAAUAGAAGGGCGCAGGAGAAAGAGUCUUCCAGGGAGGCAAAACCAAAGCCUACAGAGAAAAAACCGCACACAGGAAGCACAAAAGCUUCAUAUGACAAAUGGGAUUAG